AUGUACACAGCACCCCAUUACACAACGCUAUCUCUAUCUGCAGCGCCGCUCCGCUCCGUAUCUCCUUCAGCGCCGCUCCGCAGCGCCGACGCCCUUCCCAACGCCGGCCGCCCUGUCCGCGCCGCUCCGGCCGGCUGCCCUGCCCGCGCCCUGUCCGCGCCGCUCCGGCCGGCCGCCCUGCCCGCGCCCUGUCCGUGCCGCUCCGGCCGGCCGCCCUGCCCGCGCCGGUCCGGCCGGCCGCCCUGCCCGCGCUGCGCCGCGCCGGCCGCCCGCCCGCCCUCCCGCGGCGCGCCGUGCUGGCCGCCCGCCCGCCCCGCCCCGCGCCGCGUCCGCGAAGCUGCUGCUCCAGCCGCUCACGUCCGCGAAGCUGCUGCUCCAGCCGCUCCAGCUGAUAACCCCAGCGCUCCGGCCGCUCCAGCUCCAGCUCGGGAGGAGCUCGACGACCCCAGGUCCAGCUCUGCUGCUGGAUCAGCUCCAGCUCAGGAGGCGCUCCGGCCGGCGCCACCUCGUGACACCUGCAGCACCGAGCCGUCCACUUGGUCAAAGGUGCUGUUAAUUUUUUCCCCUGGUCAUGCAUGCUGA
Messenger RNA from Sorghum bicolor (sorghum), 582 nucleotides. RefSeq names its product skin secretory protein xP2-like. Bases 1 to 582 code for a protein of 193 amino acids. The record is from RefSeq and is a predicted model, not a curated record. Lineage: Eukaryota; Viridiplantae; Streptophyta; Magnoliopsida; Poales; Poaceae. The transcript has a single exon.